UGUUUCUUUUAUUCAAGUUUUCCUUCAAGUAUCAAGUAUCAAAAUCAAUCCAAAUGUUUUAUUCAUGUUAUGUUUGUUUUGCAGGAAAUGAUGGUAUAAUGUCAAACUGCACUACCGAGUUGUCUGAAACAAGCCCUAAUCUCCGCAUUUUCCUGCUGGUCUCUUUGUCUCUGGUUCUAAUAUUUGGCACAUUGUUUAAUUCUUUUGCCUUAUGGGUGUUCUCUUGCAAGAUGAAGAAAUGGACAGAAACAAGAGUGUUUAUGAUGUGUUUGCUGGUUAGUGACUGCUGCCUACUCGUUGCGAUUCCUUUCCGAAUUUACUCUGUCUGGAAACCAUGGGAUCUGGGAAGAACGACAUGUCAAAUCGUGCUCUCAUGCUAUUUUAUGAACACAUAUAUGGGCAUUUGCAUAAUUACAUUAAUUGCUGUGGACAGAUAUAUAGCCAUUAAAUUUCCUUUGAAAGCAAGAACCUUGCGUUCUCCUAAGAAAGCUGUGUUGGCAUGUGGGAUUAUUUUGAUACUCUUGUUAGCAACACGCCUCUACCUUGAACUUAAACCCAGUAAUCGUAAUAUUUCAACAGUUUGUUUCCGCAAGCUUACCCGACGUCCGUUAACUAGAACCUUGUACUUUGCCAUUCUAGGGUUUUGCAUUCCAUUAGUUAUACUUAUAUUUUGUUCAGUUGAAAUUAUUAAAAUCUUGAAGAAAAAGCCCAUACAUUCUACCCAAGAACUUAAAAGCAUACAGAAGACAAUUUACAUAGUGUCCGUUAACCUUGUCAUUUUCAUGGUUUGCUUUUUGCCCUUUGCUACUAUAAAUAUUGUAAGGUACAUUGUGGAAUCCUUGAGCUCGGAUUGCUCUUUAGUAAAACUUGUUAAUGAUUUUGCUAAUGGAACUCAAGCCAUCGCUAACAUAAACUGUUGCCUUGAUGCUGUUACUUAUUAUUUUGUAGCUGCUGAAUUCUGGGAAAAAGCAUCACUAUCUCCGAAAUUGAAUCUGUUACUGUACACUCAGACUCAGGACACAAGCCUUCAGGAUAAAUAGUUAUAUUAACAAUUUUUACACAAGUAGCGCUGUUGUAAUUUAUAAACCCUAUUUAAAAAAAAAAAGCAUCCCUGUAGUUUAGUACUGUGUACAGUCCACCACAAAAAUGGACAUUAAAUAAGCCUAAACAAUGUGAUAAUAUGAAUCUCUACAUAUGUGAAUUCAAAUAAAUUAAAUAAAUAAACUAUCCAGUUGACAGUGGUCAUAUUCCAAGCCACCAUAUUCCAUCUGUAUGUAAAGAUUAUGGGAAUAACAGGUGGAAUGGAUGAGGAGAUAGGGAUUAUUAUCUGCACAUAUCAGAGCAUAUUCACAGGCUGCAACAGCAGCCUGCAAUGCACUUUUGUAAUUAAGAUGUCUAGUUUUAGUCAAGCAAUUGUUUUUAAUGUAUAGUCUUUAUUCACUACCAGGGAAUCGUAGAAAAUGAAUAAGGAAAUAGUUGGGCCAAAUUAGA
This is a messenger RNA of Pelobates fuscus (common spadefoot toad), 1491 nucleotides long. Its product is annotated as G-protein coupled receptor 35-like. Gene Ontology annotation, cellular component: plasma membrane. NCBI's taxonomy places the organism in Eukaryota, Metazoa, Chordata, Amphibia, Anura, Pelobatidae. The transcript has a single exon. Gene Ontology annotation, biological process: phospholipase C-activating G protein-coupled receptor signaling pathway; positive regulation of Rho protein signal transduction. Bases 54 to 1040 code for a protein of 328 amino acids. The record is from RefSeq and is a predicted model, not a curated record. Gene Ontology annotation, molecular function: G protein-coupled receptor activity.